GCAUGGUAUUAUUGGUAUAAAUAUUACUAAGAAAAGCAGGUCGAAAAUAAAAUACAAUUCGUGAUACAGAAUGCAAAUUAAACUUCCAAUUAAACUUUAAAAGUAAGCUUUGCACCAGCCACAUGGACAGUUUGAGAUUUACUCGAACAACACUGGUUCCAGAUGUUGGUCAGUUCAGUGAUUUGCUGAAUUCAUUCAUUUCAUAUCUGACUAAUCUGACCAUAACAUACGACAGUGAUGAUACUGCCAUUAGAAAUUUAUCGUGACAUUUUAUUGCUGCUACCUUUCCAAGAUGUUAUGCGAUACAUAUUAGUGUGUAAAACUUGGAUGGCGAUGUUAAACGAAAGGAGUUUUUGGAAGAUUUAUAUGGUGAAACACUUUGAUCUUGAUGAAAAAUCAGAUUUAUCAAAGGAAAUGUUGUCUCUCAUUGCAGGCGAGCCAUGGGAAUGUACUGACCCAGAAUAUGAAAAGUUAUACCUGUGCAAAUGUAUUCCUAACAUGUAUGUCAUGCGUCCAUUUCCAUCAAUGUGGAAUUGUGGUGUGUUCCAUCCGUAUGGAUUAGAUCCUCUUGCCGGAGAUGUUAAAACAUUGCAAGGAUUAGUCCACUGCCUUAAGAUUUUGACAUAUAUGAAAUGUGAAGCAAGUCGCCUUGGCAUGAUGACUGGAUUUCAAUGCUCAUCAAGUAUAGCACUCUGGCCAAUUGAUGUUAUUGUUUUUCCAUGGAAUAAGGAGGAACUUCCUGAACCAUUAGAGAUCAUGGAUGGAGUCUUUAAAUUUCAUCCAGAGAUCUGUAAAUAUUAUAUUAAUCAUCCUGAAGAAAAGGGCCAAUUGGUAAAAGAAAUGUUAUAUUUUCAUGUGCCAUCAGGAGAUUCUAGAGAAAAUGAUGAAGAUGGUGAUCAUGAUUUAUAUCAAAAGCCUUGUUUGAAUUCAAUUUUUGGCAUGGAUUUUCCCAACGAAAAUGAGCAAUGGGUAAUUAAAGAAUCAAGAGAGUUCUAUAAAUGGCUUCAAUCCUAUAUGUAUCCAUCACUUACAGUUUGUAUUGGUGAAGCUGUAAUAAGUCCAUACCUUGUCUUAAUGAUCUCUCCUCUCGCACCUGGUUGGCUUGGUGGUACAAUAACAGGUGUAGUCAGUUCACAUAGUUAUGAAAAUUAUUGACAAUUAUACAUAGACUAUAUAUAUUUGUUGAUAAAGUAUUGCUUUAUGCUGUGUAAACUAUCUUUAUUUUGCAUACCUUUGGAUAGAAUAGCACUCUGUGUUACACAACAUUACUAUUGUAUAUAUUAUUACUUUAUUAUUUUUUAUAAGAUGCUAACUUUCUUUUCAUUCACAUGCCAGUUGAUGGUAGAAACGCUGUACACUACAGUGUCCCAAAGAAUGUGACACUUGUUCCUAAACCUUUGUUUAACGCGGUGAUUGCGCAAAAGGGAAUUUAAUGAAAUUUUUGUAUACAAACAGCGAAUUGGGAAUAGUGAUCACAUGAUUCUAUUGUUUCUCUUUGGGACACCUUGUGCAACAUUAAUAUUGGGUGAAGUUGUGCUUUAUUUGAGGGAAAUUUUCUUUCAUUCAACUACUGCUGCAAAA
Messenger RNA from Xenia sp. Carnegie-2017, 1581 nucleotides. RefSeq lists its product as uncharacterized. The record is from RefSeq and is a predicted model, not a curated record. The transcript has 4 exons. Gene Ontology annotation, molecular function: protein binding. Bases 238 to 1155 code for a protein of 305 amino acids. Lineage: Eukaryota; Metazoa; Cnidaria; Anthozoa; Malacalcyonacea; Xeniidae.